This is a messenger RNA of Sycon ciliatum, 1415 nucleotides long. RefSeq lists its product as uncharacterized. NCBI's taxonomy places the organism in Eukaryota, Metazoa, Porifera, Calcarea, Leucosolenida, Sycettidae. The transcript has 6 exons. The record is from RefSeq and is a predicted model, not a curated record. Bases 465 to 1010 code for a protein of 181 amino acids.
CGCGUUUCUCAGGCGCGUUUUGAAGUCGGUGGACAUCAGCUUGAGCUAGAGUUGAAUCCUGACUGCCAUUGCAAAAUACAUGUAUUGCACUUGUAAGUUGUAGCUAAACUAGUAAUUACUUCUCAAGGUGACCUUGCGCUGGCUGGGUCGCGCAUUACGCCACCCAUGUACCCAGCGAUAUCAGGAGCUCCGGAAACACACGACGUAUUUGCUCGUGGUCGGAUUGAACUUUUUGAAGCCAAACAAGUCCCCGGCUAGCUAUCACUACAUUGUAGACCGGAUCCGUGCAGGACAACGUUACCGCUACGUUUCCUGGCUAGCCGCCGCCGUAGAGUGUCGGAGUGCUCGUGGAGAACCGCUACAUAUUCUUGGCUUGCGUUGAGGAUUUGGCUAGCUGGAAGUCGAUAGCACAACGGGAACGGUAACUGCUGAACUAGACACGGCUAGUGGCGGAAGGGCACGCCAUGUGGACCUAUCUCUGGUGUCACAUCGUCUAUCACCUUACACGAUGGUUUCCUAAACACAGCCGCCAGGGAAUACAACUCACACUCAUCCUCUUCUCAUGCGCCUUGCUGGUACCACAAAUCAUCGUGAUCCUCCGUGAUGAAUCUCAGCGCCACUGCGAGCGUGCCUUACUCUACUACAGUAUAGCAGGUGCCUGCAUCACCAUGGUAAUGAUUGGGUUCACCUUGGUGCUGGCGGUCAUGGAGCCACUUGCAUGGCAAGUCAAGCUGGCAUUCCAUGUCUAUGGUGGUGGCUGCUUCAUCUUCGGUCUACUUCAGUUUGCCGAGGUCUUGCAGGCCUCUUCAUGUAAAUCAACAAUACCGGCUCUGUACUACCUGUCCAUGGUGUUUGCCUCCUUUAGUGCAUUUGCAGCAGUUAUUUUCACCAUCCUGGUGCCGUUCUGGGUGUUCAAUCGCUUGUUCCGACACGCUGUCCUGGACAGGAAGGAGCGCAAGGGACUGUGCUAUGAACCAGUGGCGUGCUGUUCCUGUGUCUGGCAUGUAUAGCAAGCACCACAGUCAAACACACACAUCCCACCCCUGCUGAGGCAUGCAGUCGGACGAACUGGGGCCGGGGACGGAUUGAGAUAGGCAUCCACUGCCAAGUCUCAUGUGAUUUCGUGACGAAUCAGUUCCUGUUCAAAGGCACGCUUUCUACUCUACUAAAGCACUUCUAUAGCAUGUCUGAACAUGAAUCAGGGCUAUACAGAUUCUCAUUUAAUGCCUAUACAUGUACAUGAAUUAUGAGUCAGCCAGUAGGAAGCGUGAGUCCAUCGUUCAGAGCAGUCACCUUCUUUGCAACUUACCGCCAACGUCGCAUCUUAGUUUGCAAUAAAUUAUUUAUCAUAAAACAAUUUCAUUUCCCUCAAACCAGUUAAAAUUUCAUUUCUGUUCUUAUUCCAUACUCCAGCA